Oikopleura dioica is the source of this 699-nucleotide messenger RNA. The record is from the annotation of a GenBank genome assembly. NCBI's taxonomy places the organism in Eukaryota, Metazoa, Chordata, Appendicularia, Copelata, Oikopleuridae.
AUGGGCGAAGGAUUGGAAAUUAGCGAUAGGAAUACGACUUUCAAUCUUAUUGGGCGCAAAGAUGCCACUCAUGUUUUUCAUAAUUGCGAGUGCUGCAGGCUUCCAAUCGUCACUUACGGCCGCAUGAUCCCCUGCAAACAUGUUUUCUGCUUCGAAUGCUCCUGUCAAUCGCGAAAAACUGGCGGUUCCUGUGCGCGCUGUAAUGACACUGUCCAAAGAAUCGAAAAAUGUCCCCGUGGAACCGUCUUCGUUUGCCGAAUUCCCAGCUGCAGAAGAACCUACCUUUCCCAUCGAGAUUUGACAGCUCAUAUUCGACACCGUCAUAAAAAAGUUGAAGCGCAAGCGAUGGGCCUACAAAUUAUGCCCACCGGAGCGCCGGGACAAGCUCCUGUCCAGCCUGCUGCAGCUCAACAGGGACCACCACCAACGAUGAAUCCAGGUUUCUCCGCUGGUGCCGUCCCAGGCGUGCUCCAUCACGGACAAGUGAAGCAGGAAUACCCGCCUCAAGUUAAGCAAGAAUAUGCUCACUCGGGCAUCAAGCAAGAAUACCCAACAACGCCCCAACGAGGCCCACCUCCUGGAAAUCGCCCGCCCCAUGGAAUGGAGCAAUACGGAGGAACUAAUCCAUCCCCUCAGCAGCAAAUGCGCCGUGGUCCUCCACCACCAUCUGGCGGUGCUGGGUCGCAAUGGGGCCGAUAA